Anarrhichthys ocellatus (wolf-eel) is the source of this 2346-nucleotide messenger RNA. RefSeq names its product lipid transport auxiliary protein 1 (gene ltap1). NCBI's taxonomy places the organism in Eukaryota, Metazoa, Chordata, Actinopteri, Perciformes, Anarhichadidae. Gene Ontology annotation, biological process: phagocytosis. The transcript is spliced from 7 exons. The coding region runs from base 666 to 1427 and encodes 253 amino acids. The record is from RefSeq and is a predicted model, not a curated record.
AAUGGCUCUCAGUGUCUCUGCAGGAUGGAUGCAAAUCACUGUCCUGCUCACAGAGACACACUGGUUCUAUAAAUUCAUUCUUUAGGGUGUAGGACUCGGAGGGUUUUGUGAGAAAAGGCAAUUUAUUAUAUUUAAUCACGAGCUCACAGUGGAUAUAAAUAGUCUGCAGUCCAUUCAGUGUCAAGAAACAGAGAAAUAAACAGCAAGAAUGUGAAAAUGGAGCAAUUUCAUAGUCUCCAACUUUGCUUGACGGCCGAGCUGGAGAUUGUGGAUGCUGGCCUUUAUUUUCUGUCCUUGGUGCUUGUUGAUUUGUUUGUUGUUGGUUGGUUGGGUCUAGUGAAGUCGCUUUCAGCAGCAGGUGGCAGAAGAGGCCAGAGAAACGUCAGAGCUUACGUCACUACUGCCUUUACCAGUCACGUGACCACCGCGGAAGUCAACAAACCGGGUGGACAGCUAAAUGUAACGACGAAAAGCACUUUACUUGUUUUACUUCCCUGUUCUGUCUUUCGUUUAACGUUUUUAGAUGUUAACGCGUUUUAAAAACGAGCAUUUAAAUGGAAACCGCGUGCCUUUCAAAUGUCAUAUGUUGGACGUACUUUCCGUCAUUUAGCUGAAGUCGGCCAACGUUAACGUUACUUAUUUUAAAUUAAACGCACCGUUUCAACAUGCCGACUGUUCCUCUUCUCUCGAGCGUUAACGUGGUGCUCGUAAUGACCUACGGUAGUCUGGUGUUUGUUUUGCUAUUCAUCUUCGUCAAAAGACAAAUUAUGCGAUUUGCCAUGAAGUCUCGUAGAGGACCACAUGUUCCCCUUGGCCACAAUGCUCCUAAGGAGCUGAGACAAGAAAUUGAUGCCAAACUGUGCCAGGUUCAGAAAAUCCACUUUGAGCCUCGUCUGCUGUACCCAGAUGAUGACCGGCUAAAUCAAAGAGAACUGUGUGGCUCCCUGUACAGGAUGAGAGCACUGGAUGCCAUCAGAGACACUGAUCUCCCUUUCCGUGAACUCGGCGGCACAUCCACCGCUGUGACGGGUAAAAGACUCCGGACGUGGCUUCUACAGCUGCGAAACUCCCACUGCGUGUUCGGAGACCGCCUGAGCUCACUCAUCGACACGGUGCUGGAUGGGUACAACAAAGCACGGCACGGGGCGGAGGCUUUUGGUGAGGCUGAAUUUUUGAAAUACCAUGAAGCUCUGACUGAAUUGGCCUCUGUCAUCAAGUCUCACAGCGGUACCAGCACUCCGAGCCAGUACCACCAGUCCGCAGCCAAAGACCUGACCAGCACCACGGAGCCUGCGAGCUCCUCCUCCUCCCCCACCCAAACCACCUACCUCACAUCUUCAAUGCAGCAGCGCAGCAAGCGGCCCAGACACUUCCUGGAGCUGAAGAACUUCAAAGACAACUACAACACUCUGGACAGUUCGUUCUGAAAUUGUAUCCAAAAGAAAAGGUCAAAGACGAGGUAGAGCCGUCGGUGAUUAAAGUGCCUACGGACGACGACGGGUCACCAGAUAGUUUAGAGAGUGAUGAUAAAAACACUGCCUUCGUAUACCCAAACGUAUUUCCUGGUUUACAGUUGAAUGCAUAUCAGACUCAGUGCUCUUUAUCUCCGUGUAGCCUAUGCAUAGAGCCUGUAUUAAUGCAUGUGCAGUAUAAGUAGGUUGGGUUGAUUUGACCAAACCAGAGCUAUGGGGCAAUGCAAUGGCAUAAGACAAUCAGUAUUUAUUGCACAAUGUAAAAGCCUAUGCAGACUUGUUGAAAUGACUGGAUUAAAACAUGCUUAUAGUUAAUUAUGUUUGUAGAGAAACCAAGUGUUAGUUUAAAAGACACACACACUGUUUGUCACUUAUGUUUACAUCUAUGUAUGUCACUACUGCAGUGAAAUUGCUGCCUGUUUUUUCUUUGUUUGUUUUACAGAAGCCAUACUUGAUUUAAUGAAUUUUUCUGAUUAAGUGCUCUUUUUUUUAUUUUUUUUAUUGUUAAUCAGUUCUCUGUGCAAUUAAACAGUAUUCCAGUACAUUAAUGCAUCAUGAAUGUUGCACCAGGGGGAAGUCUUUUGACUUUUGUAAAAGCUAGACUGGCCUCCAGAUAUCUAAAAUGUGUUUCUUUGCUAGUCAGGGUUCCUAUAAGGUGAAUACUUUUAUUUUCUGUGGUUGUUAUUCAAAUAAAACUGACAUAUGAUGGUGCACAAUGUUCUUACAUGAGUUCCAGUGUAUAGUGUCCAGCAGAGGGCGCUCCUUCACAGCAAUCUUAAAAGUUCUUAAAGCUUGCUUCAUUUUAGUAACAAGUCAAAAGAAACAUUAAAUUCAUUUUUAGUAAUUUAUUCUGAGAACCACAAACAAAUACAGU